CUGAAGUCAUAACUACGCUGUCGUGGGCGUGUUUAAAUACCUCCCAACAAAAACCAUAUGGCGACCUACUAAUCGUUUUUACUCACUCAAAGUGGAAAUAACUCAUAAUAAUAUAUAUGGAUAAACCAUAUGACGAAACAGUUGAUGUGCCAGAUUCAGAAGAUAUAGCAACACCACGACUGCAACAGUCUCUUGCUGAAAAUUUUGAUAGGUUUCGAGUUAAUCAUUUAGAUUCUCAUAGAGAUAACAGUAAAUCAGUAAGAAAAAUAAAGAAUGAAUUACUAAAUAAAUCAAUUAAAACUGCACCAAAAUCAAUCAUUGAAAAGAAGUCAAACAAUGAAAAAUCAAGUAGUCAAGAUAGUUCCGGCGAUGACGAUGAUGAGGAUGAGGAUGAUGAUGAUGACGACGAUGAUGACGAUGAAGAUGAUGAAGAUGACGAUGAUGAAAAUUCUAAUAUCCCUGAUGUCAUUGAAGGUGUCUACAAUCCGGCUGAUUAUGAACAUUUGACUGUAUCGUCUGAAAUUAAGGAAAUUUUUGAAUAUAUUCAAAGAUAUACACCUCAAACAAUCGAAUUAGAAACAAAGUUGAAACCAUUCAUUCCUGAUUAUAUACCAGCUGUUGGAGAUAUUGAUGCAUUUUUAAAAGUGCCCAGACCAGAUGGUAAACCAGAUUACUUAGGUUUAUUGGUCUUGGAUGAGCCAUGUGCUAAUCAGUCAGAUCCCACAGUACUUAAUUUACAAUUGAGAGCUUUGUCAAAGCAAACUGCAACAAAACAAGUAAUAGUUAAAAGUAUUGAAAACGCUGAACAACAAACAAAAGUCAUAGAAAAUUGGAUUAAAAGUAUAACAGAUUUGUAUAGAGCCAAACCUGCACCAACUGUACACUAUACAAGAAACAUGCCAGAAAUAUCUGAACUUAUGGCUGUAUGGCCAACAUCUUUUGAAGAAACCAUAAAUAAUAUGCAAUUAUCACUAUCUGAGUUGGAUUGUAGUUUAAAAGAUUAUGUAGAUAUAAUCUGUGGAAAACAUCUAAAGAAAUAAUUCCAAUAAAAAUAUGCAUACUGCACUUAUUACUGGACAUAACAGACGUUUUCUUCUGAAGAUUCAGAAAACUUCACUAGAUAAUGUGAAAAAAAUACUUGCGAUAAUUACAGGCACAAGAAUCAAUAUUCAUUACCCAUUAUGGAAGGAUUCUCGGGAAGAGAUCAUAAAGUGUUGUAGACUAAUAAAGAUUUAUGUGUUCUACUUUCUCUUAAACUUCCUAUUUUCACAUAGACUGUAUAAAUAUUAAAAUGAACGAAUUAAUUAUCAAACAAAGUUAGAAGUUUAGUUAAUAACCGUGAAGUUGCAUGACCUUUGUAAGUUUAUUUUUACCUGUAUAAUUUUUCACAGCUUUUAUCCAUAAAAUUCUAGCUAUCUGUAUCAACUAGCAACUUCUACAGUUUAUAUUCGUAGAGGUUUGAUUGGGACAGAUAUUUAAAAGUCCAUUCCAACUGGACUCAUUAACAAAUUUAGAUAACAUCAAAACUGUAGGUAUUAUUACGAAGAUUUGACUUGAUAAGUGCGAAUAAUUUGAGCAUUGGGUAGAUUGUUAUAAACAAAUUAGUAUAUUUGUAGGAUCCCAAUGAGUAGAAAAAUUAGGUUUUCUGACGUUUCAUGACUUAGUGUAAGCCAAUUCUUCAGAGAAUAAAUGACAAUAUUAAAAGUAAUCCAAGUUUAAAUCGUACAACGAAACAAUAAGAAUAUGUAAAUAAAAAUAAUAUAUAUGCGAUCAAAAGACAGGUCAUGUCAUUUCGGUCAAAGUGGGUCAUAAGUGACAUGUAUGUAAAUUUGUGUGUAUGUAUGUGUGUACUGUUUAAGGAUGAAAAAUUGUGUUACCUUUAUGGUGAGAAAGGAUAGAGUUUAAUUUGUAAGAUGAUAGUGUGGAUUGUAAAUAAAAUCAGACUGUGGCUAGGAUAGAUUGUCCAAGUAGGAUGUAUGUUAAGGCCUUCUUUUCUAUUGAGAGAUGUAGGUUUAAGUAUUAUAUGGAACGCUUCAGCUACUCUCCUUUCUUUGUAAUUGGAAAAGCCUUUUUGUAAUAUUUUGAUAUUUUUGAAAUCGAUUUGGUGGUCGUUGAAAAUGGCGUGAACUGCUAUGGCUGAUUUAAUUUGAAGUCUAUCCAGUUCUACGGGAUUACUAGGAGGUUUCUUUGUAUACCUAAUAUGUUCUUUGGCACGAGUCAAGAUUUCUCAAGAUGACUCUCCAAUAUAGAAGGCAUCACAAUCGAUACAACCUAGUUUGUAGACGCAGUUCUGUGUAGACAUGAAAGGGAUUUUUUUCUUUUAAGCGAACUAAAGUAUUUCGAAGUGUGUUCGUUGUUUUGUAAUAUACUUUAAUUCUGUGUUGUUUCAAGAUUCUUUGGAGUUCUUCUGUUGUUCCAUGACGGUAUGGUAGAACUGCAGUACUAAUCCAUGGUAUUUCAUUCGAAUUAUUAUUAUUACGCACUGAAACAUCUUGUUUUAAAAUACUUCUAAUAAUCUUCAUAGGGGAAUUAUUAACUUGUAAGAUGAUAAUUACAUUGUUUUGUUCUUUGUUUUUAUUCUCUUCUGAUGUGAUGAACUUGUUAGCCCUUCUAAAAAGAUUUAGGGCUAGCGAGAUCUUGGCACUGAAAGGAUGUGAUGAAUGGAAGUCAAUAUAGCGACUAGAGUGUGUAGGCUUUCGGUAGAUG
Schistosoma curassoni is the source of this 2706-nucleotide messenger RNA. Lineage: Eukaryota; Metazoa; Platyhelminthes; Trematoda; Strigeidida; Schistosomatidae. The record is from the annotation of a GenBank genome assembly.